AUGAACGAAGAACUCCUCCGCAGAUUCGAGGAGAGCAUCGCCAGCAACCAGCACAGACUCAACCAGAUCAAAAACCAGCUCAUUACCAGACAGCCCAUCUCCGGGGAGGACGAGCACUUCUUCGAGCACUUCGCAGCCACCAUCAACAACAAGCGUAAGAGCAUUUACCCUCCAGCAGCAGCAGCCAGCACUCACACCCACCUCUCCCCCACAGGCAUCCUCGAGGGCGGUCUGGACCAUGGCUCGCCCAAGAAGCCCCGCAUCCCCCAGGAGCCUGAAGGCCGCGCCCAUCCUCCGACGGCGCCGAACCGGAGCCUGAGCUUGGGCGACCUGCACGGCUUCCGGGGGAGCAGACGCGAGCUCGCCACGCCCGCACAGAAGCAGGAGAUCCUCGCCUGGCACCAUGCCCACGGCUCCAACCAGACCCAGACCGCCAGGCACUUCGACCAACGCUACCCCAGCCUCAAGCUCUCCCAGCCGCUGAUCUCCGGAUGGCUCAAGGGAUCGAGACAGCAGAAGACGAAACACGUCCAGGUGACCGAGGCGCUCGAGAAAUGGUGCCACCAGGCCGUCCGCGACCGCCUCGACCUCAACGGCGACGUGAUCCGCGAGAAGUGGCGCGAGUUUGCCCGCUUCUACCAGAUCCCCCCCGCCAGCUGGCUCAAGCUCUCCGAGGGCUGGCUCAGCAGCUUCAAGGAACGCAACGGCCUCAAAGGCUUCAAGCGCGCCGGCGCCCACACCAAUCCGCCCGCCUCGGCCGCCAGGAAGACGGCGGCCCGGGCGCCGCCCAAGCGCGGACCGGCGGACGGCCAUCCCUGCUCGCGCGAGGCCUCCGUCCGGCCGCCCACGGCUUCCGCCUCCCCGCCCACCACCGGCGGCUCCGACAUCCCGCCCGCCGCUGAGGGCACGUCGGGGCCCCUGGCGUACCCGUUCCUCCAUGGCCCGCCCGCACCCCGCCCGCCCUUCCCGCUCCCCCACCGCGCCUCGCCGGCUUCGCUCGACACAGGCCUCCGCCCCGCUCACCACUCGUUCCCCGACCUGCUCCUCCCCGCCACCCUCCACCCCGGCCUGGCCACCCUCCCCUCCCAGGGGCCCCUCCGCCACGCCAACCCGCUCUUCGACGCCCGUCUCGCCCCCCCGCCCGCCCUGUCCCUCCCCGCCCGCGCCCCAGGCCUCCCGGGCCCCCAGAUCCACGCCCGUCCGCCCCGGCCUGGCGGCGCCUGCGCCGAGGACCCUCCCCCGCCGCUUUCGCCCCGCCCCGCCUCCCCGCCCCCCGACCCCCGGCUGUCCCUGCUUCCAUCCCCCCUUCCACACCUCCAUCCGGGGCCCGCAAACAUGCUCCACCUCGCCCACUUCCACGCCUGA
Molecule: messenger RNA, 1365 nt
Organism: Puccinia triticina
Lineage: Eukaryota; Fungi; Basidiomycota; Pucciniomycetes; Pucciniales; Pucciniaceae
Exons: 5
Coding region: 1-1365 (454 amino acids)
Source: RefSeq, a predicted model, not a curated record